This is a messenger RNA of Sitophilus oryzae (rice weevil), 2176 nucleotides long. RefSeq lists its product as uncharacterized. Lineage: Eukaryota; Metazoa; Arthropoda; Insecta; Coleoptera; Curculionidae. The transcript is spliced from 2 exons. The record is from RefSeq and is a predicted model, not a curated record. The coding region runs from base 96 to 623 and encodes 175 amino acids.
GGUUGACGCCGGCGCGACGCCCGAUCAGCUGGAUCUGUUCGGGUCCGCUCAACAGGUCGGCAUGCUUUUAGACCUAUCGCCCCGCGCUAACCCAGAUGCCCUUUAGGAAAGGCCCCACGCCGCACAGCCGCAACCCCCCUGGCAGGGCUCCCAGCGAUCCCCUCACAGCCUGUCUGGACGCCGAGAGUACGUACAUUUGUACCGCCUUCAAUCCGAGAUGUUACAUUAUCCAGAAGGUGAACCAGUCUGGUCUGCCCAUAUCUCCGCCCCUGUACGGCCCAUCGACGUGCGGUGCCUUCUCAAAUGAAAUCGAAGGAAGUGGUCUGGAUUCUAAUGUAAAUUUAGGUGCUCACGGUUGGGAUCAUUGCCAGUCAACGCCGCAUCCGGAUUAUCCGUGUCAUCAUUCUCUGGACGGUAAGAUUGAGCGAUCAUUUCGAACGCAAAAUAUACGAAACGCGUCGAGUUUUGCGAUUUCAAUUAAACUUUCCGCCUCGGGCUUUGUACGGUUCGGUCAUAGGAGGCUAGGUGGCGCCACGUGUCGUAUUUUUGUCCGAUUUACCAGUUCUCUGUGGCAUGUGCCCCUGCGACGGCCAUUUUGCCAGUUCGGUGUGAAAUUGUGUUGAGUUUUGCAAAGUAAUUAAAAGCGGUAAGCUAAACUCUCUGUUGAUUGUGUAGGUUAAUUUGUGUUUUGACGAGGUGCGUCGAAGCUGUCGCGAUUCGCGUGCCAAAAACCGACAAUCGACGACGAAAACAUCUGCGGCGGCUAAUCUAUGUCCCGUGCCUCCUAGGACAACCUAAACCGAUAGGCACAUGCUUUCGGCUUAAAAAUUUGCGAAACUACGUCGUGUUGGACGGUUUAUUUUGCCAAAUUGAGUGAGUUUGUUCUGAACGAGGCCUGCUGUCCCUUCUCAGGUAGUAAUUAUAGAGAAAUUUCGGUUUAUUUUCGAAUUUUAUAGUACACUUUUUGCGCCUGCCAGGGCAGUUCGUUACUCGUUACGUGUUGAGGGGGCAUUUGAUCGCAUUGCCGUCUUCGUUUUCGUCGGUAAUUGCCAAUAGCACGUACCUUCUCCAAUUUGAAGUUGACAGAUAUGUGUCAACACGAAAAUAUGCCAACCGAUUGGUAAAAUUAAACUUGUGGCGAUUCCUCGGUCUCCGAAACCCAAAUUGGAAUUUAGUGUCGGUCAGUUUCAGUUCGUGGAUUUUUCGUACGGAAAUGCAUUUUCGUAAAUGCUAUUACGGCUGCUAGAAACGGUUCUCAGUUGGUUCAGUGUAAAUGACCUUGACGUAAAAUAUUACACCCAUCACUUUCAAAAUAAGGUUAGGUUCCACUUCUGCUGCUACUGUCACCACCUUUAAUACCAUGCAUGGUAUGUACUAUGUUUUAUAAUAUUUAAAUUUAUCUGUCUUGCCUUUUGUACCUGUAACUUUCACUAUAUUCUUUUUCCUAUAGAUUUAAUGUUACGAUUAAAAAAUCCACGCCAAACUGUCAGUGAAUGAUUUGGCAGAAAUACUUGAAAUUCUAGACCUUUAUUUCACUUUGUUUUCCAUAUUGACUGGUAAAUUGGGGUCUUAUAACAAUCGUUCUACUAAUCAAGCCUGAUUAUACGUUUACUUUCUAUAAUAACAAAUAUUUUAUUACUAAUUUUCCAUACCACAACCAUUUUAUACAUAUAUAAUUUUUCAUUUUUUAACAUCAUUUUGGCUUGCACAUUCUCCACAAUUUUAUUCUAAAGUAGAAAUAUAAUUAGAUUUGCCAUAUCUCGCAUUUCAAAAUGUUAUUCAAUAUCUCAAAUAAAUACAAGAUAAUCACGGCGAAACUCGUUUAAUUCAAACCUUUAUAACAUUUUAACAAAUUUAAAAGUAUAAUUCUAGGACUUCUUGAUUGAUAAAUUUCAAUAUAUCUGAAUAUGUCUUGAAUAAUACAUUGUAUAUAUUUUCGUGCAUCGUAGGUAUAUGACUGAUAACAAACUAAACUUACUUACUGAUAUCAGUUGAUCAACCUUUAACAUUAACUUAUACAUGUAUGUUCACAAAUAUGUAUUUUUAAGUGAAUAAAAUACACUUGUUACCAUGCAGGUGUUCAGGAAACUAUAUUACCUAUAAAAGCAUUUAAUUUUUAUGCAUUUUGUUUAAAUUUUUGCACAAUGUUUACAGUGUAGAAUAAUACUUAAUUCUA